Molecule: messenger RNA, 2817 nt
Organism: Salvelinus fontinalis (brook trout)
Lineage: Eukaryota; Metazoa; Chordata; Actinopteri; Salmoniformes; Salmonidae
Product: IQ motif and SEC7 domain-containing protein 2-like
Exons: 5
Coding region: 681-2729 (682 amino acids)
Biological process (GO): regulation of ARF protein signal transduction; actin cytoskeleton organization
Molecular function (GO): guanyl-nucleotide exchange factor activity; protein binding
Source: RefSeq, a predicted model, not a curated record
CUUUCAGUUUGUUUUAAUAAAUAUUUUCAUAACACUCAUUUUUCUUGAAACUGCAUUGUUGGUUAAUGGCUUGUAAGUAAGCAUUUCAUGGUACGGUCUACUACACCUGUUGUAUUCAUUGCAUGUGACAAAUACAUUUGGAUUUGAUUUGACUAUAAUAUUUGUCUUUGUCUUUGUAUCUAUUAAAUGGACGAAGGAUAACAAUUUACUUGGAUUGUAUAGAUAGAAUGCACCCUCACUUGCUGCGCGUGUGGACUGGAGCCGGAAAUUGUUCACCAAAUCAGACUAGCUGUAGUCGUGUUGUUGCCGUGACUGCUGUGUCACGCUGCUCCGCUUUAGCAGAUAGCAGCCUGAAGCGACCAGAGAGAGAUAGAAACGGCCGCGUUGGAGAGUCAGCGAAAUGAGGGAGGAGAGGGAAGGGGGAGAUUAAGAAUUAGAGGUUGGGAUAGAUGAAGCGAUUGAGGUCCGUGUAAAAGGAAAAGAUUGAGCGGGAGAACCCUCGACAUUUCUCCUCUUUUCUCUUCUGAGUUAACAAUGCGCUCUACCUGAAAUAACAGCAGCAUGCGUAUGAGAACGUAUCCCUGGAGCGCGUCUCUCCAGGAGCGGAUAUCGAGCCAAAUUAACGACGGGAUGGAAUAACGGUUUUACGCACCAGGACCGACGUGGAUUCGUUAGCAACAAUGUGGUGUAUCAACUGCGCCUCAGACAAGACUCCUGUUAUUCUAAAUAACAACAAGCUUAUAUACUGUGUGGAAGAGCCUCAACGUGGCGACACAGGCAGUUUCUCCGACAGCACCUGUAGCCAGGGGCCCUACCCGAUCGGCUCUGAUCAUCGCUACAACAGUGGCCCUGGCCCACUGGGCCACCACCCCCAGGGCCCUCCAGUGGCCCCCCCUAGCCCCGCCUCCCUGUCCUGGGCCCAGAGGACCCGGCACCAGCCUGCCAGCCUGGCGCUCCGGAAGCAGGAGGAGGAGGACAACAGGCGCUGUAAAGCCCCGUCGGAAAGCUAUGAGCUCUCCACAGACCUACAGGACAAGAAGGUGGAGAUGCUGGAGAGGAAGUACGGAGGUUACUUGCUCAGUCGGCGGGCGGCGCGCACCAUCCAGACGGCGUUCCGUCAGUACCGCAUGAACAAGAACUUUGAGCAGCUACGAAGCUCCGCCUCCGAGAGCCGGAUGACUCGACGUAUCAUCCUGUCUGACAUGAGACUGCAGCACUCGUUUGACGAGCGGCAGGGCCAGCCCCAGGGCCAAGGGGUUCAGCAGGGACAGAGGUAUCCACACCCUGGAGCACACCCUGGGGAUGAAGAGAUGCAGGCUGGGUCUCCUCCACGCUGCCUGGGGGACAGAGAGGAGUACACACACCUGGACGAGACCUUCUCCAAACAGGUGAAGUCCCUGGCCGACUCCAUCGAUGACGUCUUGACCUGUCAGUCUGGUGAAGACCUUCAAGGGGAGGUGGAAGAGGAGGAGGAGGAGGAGGAAGGUGACGGAGACGAGACAGGGGUGGAGGCGGACGACUUUGGAGAGUGUGUUUGGAGGCCGAGGGAAGGAGACAGACAGAGGGGUAGAGGAAGAGGAGGAGUGGGAGGAAGAGGAGGAGGAGGAGAGAGACAGAGCAUGCACGAAGACAGCACAGCCACCUCCUACAGCGACGUGACCCUCUACAUGGAUGACGGGCUCUCCUCCUCUCCUCUGUCCUUGAACCGGGCCCCCAGCAGCCCAGAUACAGAGUACUGGAGCGCUGGAGUGUGUGGCGGCAAGGUGGGGAGGCGCGAAGACAGCUGGGACACAGAGGGAGGGGGCAGCAGUAACAGCCGACGCAGCACCCCCUGUACAGAGUGUAGAGACUACAGCCUGAGAGGAGCUCACCUACCUCUGCUGACCAUCGAACCCCCCAGCGACAGCUCUGUUGAUAUGAGUGACCGCUCGGACCGUGGCUCUAUAGGCAGACUGGUCUACGAUACAGAACCAGGGGGAGGAGUUGGAGGAGGGGGGUCGCCUCAGAGCACUAUUAAACAUAACCCCCACCCAAAUCCUCACCCUAACCCCAACGGGCGCGCUGUCCCCACACCUCCCCAGGCGCAAGGCCAGACUCCUUCUGUGCUUCCUCACCGCCCCCACCCUCACCCCCACCCCUCGGCCAUCCCCUCCCACCUGCCCUACCACACCAUCCUACACCACCACCAUCAGCUCCCAUAUCACCCUCUACAUCCCCACCAACCGUACCCCGAUACCCCCUCCUCCUCCUCCUCUCAGCCCCCACAGGGAGCACCCCUCACCCCCCUAUUUUCCUCCUCAUCUGCCACACUGCCCCCUGGUGGCCAGGAGCAGGUCUGCUGUUCUGACGGAGACAACGACUCUCUCAGCUCCACCACCACCUCUAACGAUACCAUCAACUGCUCCUCCGGGUCCUCAUCACGCGACAGCCUCCGGGAGCCCCUCCAACCGCUCGGGAAACAGACCUAUCAGAGAGAGAGCAGACACAGCUGGGAUAACCCCGCCUUUAACAACGACGUGGUGCAGAGACGACAGUACCGCAUCGGACUCAAUCUGUUCAACAAGAAGCCAGAGAAGGGUAUACAGUACCUGAUAGAGAGAGGCUUCGUAUCGGACACACCGGUAGGCAUCGCCCGCUUCAUCCUUGAGAGGAAAGGACUGAGUAGACAGAUGAUAGGAGAGUUCCUGGGCUGCAGACAGAAACAGUUCAACAAGGACGUCCUGGAGUGAGUGGCUAAUCAAUAUAGUAAUAAUCAAUAUCUAUACAGUAUUGUGUUCUGUCUGACUCUAAUCAGUCAACUAUACAGUAUCGUGUUCU